CGCAGCGCAUCCCCUCCUCGCGCUCCUCCCCGCCGCGUGGCUCUCCCCUUCGGUGGCAGCUUCGGCCGCGCCUUUGCCUCCCUGCUCUCCUCCCUCCUUCUCUGCCUCGCCUGGCGGGGUCAUGGCUGCUCCCGAUGCCGGUCGGCACGCGCAAAAUGAUGGCUGUCGAACUUUGUCCUUGUCUGCACAUGUUGGGUUUGAUAGCUUACCUGACCAACUGGUUAGGAAAUCCAUCAAGCAUGGCUUCUGCUUCAACGUUCUUUGCAUUGGGGAAACUGGAAUUGGGAAAUCAGCCUUGAUGAGCAGUUUGUUUAACACCAAUUUUGAGGAUGCUCCAUCAACACAUUUUCUGUCAAGUGUACAACUUAGAGCCCAGACUUGUGAACUCCAGGAAAGUAAUGUUCUUUUGAAGCUGACCAUUGUAAAAACAGUGGGAUUUGGUGACCAGAUGAACAAAGCAGAUAGCUAUCAGCCUAUAGUGGAUUAUAUAGAUGCACAGUUUGAAGCCUAUCUCAAGGAGGAACUGAAAGUUAUACGUUCUUUAUUUAGCUACCAUGAUACUCGCAUCCAUGUCUGCCUCUAUUUCAUUUCACCUACAGGCCGUUGCCUAAAAACCAUAGAUUUGUUAACUAUGAGAAGCCUAGACAGUAAGGUGAACAUUAUACCAGUUAUAGGCAAAGCAGACAGCAUUUCUAAAGCUGAGCUAGAGGAGUUCAAGAAGAAAAUAAUGAGUGAAUUAAUUAGUAAUGGCAUCCAGAUAUACCAGUUUCCUACUGAUGAUGAGACUGUUUCUGAAAUUAAUACCAUCAUAAAUGGUCAUUUGCCAUUUGCUGUGGUAGGAAGUAUGGAAAAGGUGAAAAUUGGAAACAAAAUGGUGAGAGCUCGUCAAUACCCUUGGGGCAUUGUAAAAGUGGAAAAUGAGAGCCACUGUGACACUGUAAAGCUUCGCAGGAUGCUUUGCACCAAUAUGGAAGACUUAAGAGAGAAGACUUGUGCAUAUUAUGAGUUGUACAGACGCUGCAGACUGGAAAAGUUGGGUUGCAGAGACAUUGGCCCUGAGAACAAGCCAAUCAGUCUGCAGGAAGUCAUUGAGGCAAAGAGGCUCAAGUUCUUCCUUGAAAUGGAAAGAAAAGAAGAGGAGAUUAAGCAACGAUUUGUGCAGAGAGUGAACGAGAAAGCAGCAAUGUUGGAAGAGGCAGAGCAACAGGUACUGACUAAAUCUGAACAUCUUGCGCUAAUACAUCAAGAAGAGGAGCUGAAAUUAGGGGAAAAGAAAAAACUUCUGGAAGAUGAAAUAGCUCAGUUUAUGGAGAUGAAAGCUAUCACUGAAUUGAUUCAGUCAAAAGUGUCUGUCUCUACCCCUGUUGUUAGUUUGAAGACACAAGGACUGCAAAAAAAACAAGAUUUUCAACUUGAAGUCCAAUGCUUUCAUGUCAGAGAUGAAGGAACUAUGAAUAUUGGAGAACAGAGGGAGAGUGAGAAGGAGGAGUUAGAGAGAGAAAUUCACCCAGGGACUUCCAGGCAUAGUAUUUGAUUGCAGCACUGAGGUUUUGAAUGUAGGAUAUGUUAGUAGUUUUAUGAAGAGGUCCAACUGCUGUUGUCCCAUAUUAGAUGUGUCUUCCUAGUACAGAUUUUUGAGAGAUGAGAUUGAUAAAAUUGGCUGUAAAAAUACACUAAGUGCAGAAUAUAACCCAAUAAAGAUUCCACUUUUUUCCCACCCAAUCACUGCUUUCUUUCACCACUCUCAAAAGAAAAACUUGAAUAAUGUGAAAAUUCAGAAAUACAUUCAAAAAUAGUCUCCAGAAUAACAUGCCCAACUGAUUCAUAUAAAAAACAUUGAAUUAAAUACUCAUAUAUUAAAUUGACUUAAAUGUUUUUCUCCUCCAAAACCAGAAGUCAAUUAACUUGCUCAUUUUCUUUCCUGAUAGCUUACAAAUUUGCUGCAGGUAACAUUUUGUUAAUUAAUUAUUUCCUGCAGUUGAAAAUGGAUUUCUUGGUUCUGAAUUUAUUUAUAACUGCCAGAUUCUGAAGAACUCCAGAAGCCAGAUUGGUGCAUGUAUUUCCACGGAUACCAUCAAGCUUUGACAUUUUUGGGGUGUAUGCUAGAAGCCUAAUUUUGCCAAAAUUUAUUGCAUUUCAGCUAAUGUUACCAAAUUCCUUUUCCUUGAUUCCUUUUUUCCUGGAUUUACAUAUGAAAGUAGAAUUCUUGGUAACAGAAGUCAUUAUCAUUACUAUUACUAUCAUCACUACUAUGAGUAACUGUCAACUUCAGAAAAUUUUUAGAUUUAUUUCUUCUGGUUUAGUUUCAUUUUUUCAGAAUAUGUUAAGUUUAUAUACUUGCUGUGGUUUUUCAGUUCCAGCUUUAUGUAACACUGAUGACAGAAGACACAAUAUUGAUAAUUUCUCUUGAGGAAGCAAUGAUUCAUGGUGUGCUUUUGAAGGUAUAGGAGUUGCAAUUUCUUACUAAAAUGUUUGGCAAAUAUCUCUUACUGCUACAAAAGAAUAAUUUUUAAGAACGAUCUGUACACACAGGUGUGGUGAUUACUGUCAUUGUCAUUACAGGCUUUCUGUUACAGCUCUGCCUUGAUACAUGUUUGCCUUACAUAAGUGUGGUCAGCUUGCUUUAAUUUUAAAUGAAUUGUGUCAAAGAAGGUGUCCCUGCCAUAAACAGUUUGAUUCAGACUAUGAAUGAUGUAGUGCAAAAGUAUUCAGUGAAUAUAUUCACUACAAGCUUCCUAAAGAGUUAUUUUCAAAUGGUAUUGUUUAUUAGUCCACUAAGUGUUGUUUAAUACAACUGUUAACAUAUUUGAACCAUUUACUGAUUUUGCUGACAGAUUUUUGUUUAUAGGCUUUUAUGUACAAGCAGUAUUCUAAUUUUCAGAUACAGUCUUUCCAAUCAAAAUUUACUGAGAUAUUUUUGUAAUGCUGUACUUUUGCAGGAUAGUUUAUCUGCUGUUACUAACUCAGUAUGGAAAGUACCUGUAUUUGAUGUUUGUGAGUGUGGUAUUCAGUUACAGUUGAAGAUUUACAAAAACAACUAACUGUGAAAGCUUCAGGUUGGUUAAAACAAGUUCUGAGUGCUUUAUAUGUUUUUAGUAGCCAUGAUAAAUAAUGGGAAACUGUAAGAGGUACAGUUCUCUGGAGUUGUAUUGUGUGACUGUUUAAAAAUGAAAUACUAACUUGACAGAAAUAAAAUAGAUUGGUUUUGCUUAA
Molecule: messenger RNA, 3213 nt
Organism: Corvus hawaiiensis (hawaiian crow)
Lineage: Eukaryota; Metazoa; Chordata; Aves; Passeriformes; Corvidae
Gene: SEPTIN10
Product: septin 10
Exons: 10
Coding region: 122-1534 (470 amino acids)
Biological process (GO): cytoskeleton-dependent cytokinesis
Cellular component (GO): septin complex; cell division site; septin ring
Molecular function (GO): GTP binding; molecular adaptor activity; GTPase activity
Source: RefSeq, a predicted model, not a curated record